Molecule: messenger RNA, 7116 nt
Organism: Acomys russatus (golden spiny mouse)
Lineage: Eukaryota; Metazoa; Chordata; Mammalia; Rodentia; Muridae
Gene: Atg2b
Product: autophagy related 2B
Exons: 42
Coding region: 326-6559 (2077 amino acids)
Biological process (GO): piecemeal microautophagy of the nucleus; autophagy of mitochondrion; autophagosome assembly
Cellular component (GO): extrinsic component of membrane; phagophore assembly site
Molecular function (GO): phosphatidylinositol-3-phosphate binding
Source: RefSeq, a predicted model, not a curated record
UCGUUUGAGUCACCAGCCCUCCGGCUCUCGUGCAUACUCUCUCCGGACCGACGGAGCGCUUCGGAAGCUCCCGGUCUGGGGCGCCAGUUCCGCUCAGCUUCUAGUCCCCGCCCGGCCUAGUGAGAGCGACACGACGCGGACCAUGGGGUCGUCCUGAGGGACAGCGGCGCUGAACCAGCAUGCAGCGGCCACCGCGAAUCUAGACUCCAUCGCGGCCUGGGGACGCCGGCCGGACCCGAAGGUGCUGCCGCUGCCUGGAGUCCAGGUCCGAUCCCGAGUAGCCGCCGCGCGCAGCCCCGGCCCCCCUUAGCCGCCAGCCCUCACCAUGCCUUGGCCAUUUUCAGAAUCUAUCAAGAAGAGGGCCUGUCGGUACCUCCUGCAGAGGUACCUGGGCCACUUCCUGCAGGAGAAGCUGAGCCUGGAGCAGCUGAGCCUGGACCUGUAUCAGGGCACCGGGUCCCUCGCCCAGGUCCCCUUGGACAAAUGGUGUCUCAAUGAAAUCCUGGAGUCAGCCGACGCACCGCUAGAAGUCACUGAAGGAUUCAUUCAGUCAAUUUCCCUGUCAGUUCCGUGGGGCUCCUUGCUGCAGGAUAAUUGUGCACUGGAAGUGACAGGGCUAGAGAUGGUCUUCCGGCCUAGACCUCGUGUAGCAACUGGGUCUGAGCCAAUGUAUUGGUCAAGCUUCAUGACUAGCAGUAUGCAGUUGGCAAAGGAGUGCCUUAGCCAGAAGCUGACAGAUGAACAAGGAGAAGCAUCCCAGCCUUUUGAAGGACUGGAAAAGUUUGCGGAAACCAUUGAAACAGUACUACGAAGAGUGAAAGUCACAUUUCUAGACACUGUUUUAAGAGUUGAACAUGUGCCAGAAAAUUCCAAAACUGGAGCUGCACUUGAAAUCCGAGUAGAGAGAACUGUGUACUGUGAUGAAACUGCCGACGAGUCCUCAGGAGUCAAUGUGCAUCAGCCCACAGCUUUUGCUCACAAAUUGCUGCAACUCUCUGGAGUGUCUCUCUUCUGGGAUGAAUUUUCUGCUUCAGCAAAAUCUUCUCCAGUGUGUUCAACUGCACCAGUGGAAACUGAGCCAAAGCUGUCACCUAGCUGGAACCCCAAAAUUGUUUAUGAGCCACACCCACAACUAACUAGAACUUUACCAGAGAUAGCACCCUCCGAUCCAGUGCAGAUUGGAAGGCUAGUGGGCAGGUUGGAGUUGAGUCUCACUUUGAAACAGAAUGAAGUGCUUCCGGGAGCCAAGUUGGAUGUUGAUGGACAGAUAGACUCCAUUCAUCUAUUCCUGUCACCAAGGCAGGUGCACCUGCUUUUGGAUAUGCUAGCAGCUAUCGCUGGACCAGAAAAUUCUAGCAAAUUAGGGUUAGCUAAUAAAGACAGGAAAAAUCGACCCAUGCAGCAGGAAGAUGAGUAUCGAAUUCAGAUGGAAUUAAACCGGUAUUACCUGAGGAAAGAUUCCCUCUCUAUGGGUGUGUCUUCAGAGAAAAGCUUCUAUGAGACAGAAACGGCUCGCACACCUUCUAGCCGUGAAGAAGAAGUUUUCUUCUCCAUGGCUGACAUGGACAUGUCUCAUAGUCUGUCCUCUCUUCCACCCCUUGGGGACCCUCCACAUAUGGACCUGGAGUUAUCGCUGACUAGUACAUACACAAACACGCCUGCAGGAUCUCCGCUAAGUGCUACUGUGCUUCAGCCAACUUGGGGAGAGUUUGCCGACCACAAAGAACAGCCAAUAAGAGGGCCAGCGUUCCAGUCUGACUUGGUCCACCCAGCGUCUUUACAAAAAGCUGCUCUCCCUUCUAGGUCUGUCUCAGUGGAUGAGUCCAGGCCGGAAUUUAUCUGCAGACUGGCUGUGGGUAUCUUCUCAGUCUCAGUGCUCCACAUUGAUCCUUUGUCUCCAGCGGAAACAUCUCUGAACGUCAAUCCAUUGACACCCAUGGCCAUCGCUUUCUUCUCAUGUAUAGAAAAGAUGGACCCAACAAGAUUGUCAGCGGAAGAUUUUAAGUCUUUCCGCGCAGUCUUUGCAGACGCUUGUUCACACGAUCACCUUAGAUUUAUAGGUACUGGCAUCAAAGUGUCCUAUGAGCAGAGACAACGGUCAGCUUCUCGGCACUUUAGCACUGACAUGUCCAUUGGGCAGAUGGAGCUUUUGGAGUGUCUGUUCCCUACGGAUUUUCAUUCUGUCCCUCCCCACUACACAGAGCUUCUGACGUUCCAUUCCAAAGAAGGGACCGCUGUCCAGCUCCCUGUGUGCCUCCAGCUUCACUAUAAGCACUGUGAGACGAGGGGACCGCAGGGUAAUCAAGCAAGACUUAGUUCAGUUCCUCAGAAGGCAGAAUUGCAAAUUAAAUUAAAUCCAGUGUGUUGCGAGCUGGACAUCAGUAUCGUGGAUAGGUUAAAUUCCUUGCUUCAACCACAGAAGCUCACUACAGUAGAGAUGAUGGCCUCACACAUGUAUGCUUCAUAUAAUAAACAUAUUAGUUUGCACAAGGCUUUCACGGAAGUGUUUCUGGAGGACUCACACAGUCCUGCGAACCGCCGGGUGUCUGUACAAGUUGCCACCCCAGCUCUGCAUCUCUCUGUCCGCUUCCCCAUUCCUGAUCUUCGAUCAGACCAGGAAAGAGGACCCUGGUUUAAGAAGUCACUUCAGAAGGAGACCCUCCAUUUGGCAGUCACAGAUCUGGAGGCUAAGACAGAGUUUGUGGGAGGAUCCACCCCAGAGCAAACUAAACUGGAGCUGACUUUUAGAGAGCUGGCAGGGUCAUUCCAGGAGGAGAAGGGAGGGCCAUCUGUCAAGUUUUUCCAUGUGUCUGGUGGAGUAGAUGGAGACACAGCAUCCUCAGAUGACUUUGACUGGCCACGAAUGGUAUUGAAGAUAAAUCCACCAGCCAUGCAUUCCAUUUUGGAGAGAAUAGCAGCUGAGGAGGAGGAAGAGAAUGAUGGCCAUUACCAGGAGGAAGAGGAGGGAGGGGCUCAUUCCCUGAAAGAUGUCUGUGACCUGAGGCGGCCAGCGCCAUCCCCCUUUUCCUCUCGCAGAGUAAUGUUUGAGAAUGAGCAGAUGGUGAUGCCUGGAGACCCUGUCGAGAUGACAGAGUUUCAGGAUAAAGCCAUCAGCAACUCUCACUACGUGCUGGAGCUUCUGCUACCAAACAUUCACAUGACACUGCCCAACAAAAGCUUCUACGAAAAGCUGUACAACAGGAUUUUUAAUGAUUUGCUUCUCUGGGAGCCAACAGCUCCUUCACCUGUGGAGACACUUGAAAACAUUUCCUAUGGCAUUGGGCUCUCGGUGGCCAGUCAGCUGAUAAACACCUUCAGCAAAGACAGCUUCAGUCCCUUUAAAUCUGCAGUUCAUUAUGAUGAAGACAGCGGAUCUGAAGAAGAGACUUUGCAGUAUUUUUCUGCUGUUGAUCCCAACUAUCGUUCCCGUAGGAAAAAAAAGUUGGACUCUCAGAACAAGAACUCUCAGAGUUUCCUCUCAGUCCUUCUGAAUAUCAAUCAUGGAUUAAUGGCAGUGUUCACAGAUGUAAAGCAAGAUGAUGGAGACCUGAUGGAAAAUAAGCAUGGUGAAUUCUGGUUAGAAUUCAAUAGUGGCUCACUAUUCUGUGUGACGAAGUAUGAAGGUUUUGAUGACAAGCACUACAUCUGCUUGCAUUGCAGCAGUCUCAGUCUAUACCACAAAGGCAUAGUUGAUGGAGCCAUUCUCCCUAUAGAGACACGAUUGCCCUGUUCAACCCGCCCACAUUGGUUGGAACCUACAAUUUAUUCCUCUGAAGAAGAUGGCCUCAGCCGAGCUGCCUCGGACGGCGUUGGGGGAGACAAUUUGAAUAUGCUCUCCGUGGCAGUGAAGAUACUGUCUGAUAAGUCUGAGUCCAACACAAAGGAGUUCCUUGUGGCUGUAGGGCUGAAAGGAGCCACUCUACAGCACAGAAUGCUGCCUGCUGGACUCAGUUGGCACGAACAGAUUCUAAACUUCUUGAACAUUGCUGAUGAGCCCGUUUUGGGGUAUAACCCUCCAACUUCGUUUACAACUUUCCAUGUUCAUCUUUGGAGCUGUGCUCUUGAUUACCGGCCCCUUCACCUGCCGAUCCGAUCCCUUCUUACCGUUGAGACAUUCAGCAUUUCUAGCAGUGUCGCCUUGGACAAAUCUUCCUCCACUCUCAGAAUCAUCAUGGACGAGGCUGCUUUACACCUGUCUGACAAGUGUAACACUGUCACUAUAAACCUGAAUAGAGAUUAUGUUCGUGUGAUGGACAUGGGACUUUUAGAGCUGACCAUAACUGCAGUGAAGUCAGAUUCUGAUGGAGAACAGACUGAGCCCCGCUUUGAGCUGCAUUGUUCCAGUGACGUUGUCCAUAUCAGAACAUGUUCAGACUCUUGUGCUGCAUUGAUGAAUCUCAUUCAGUAUGUUGCAAGUUACGGAGACUUACAUGCACCCAACAAAGCAGAAAUGAAGCCUGGAGUUUCACAGAGAAAGCCAAAGGUAGAUUCCAGUGGUCGGUCAUCCUCGCGUGGUCCAGUGCUUCCUGAAGCGGAUCAGCAGAUUUUACGGGACCUGAUGAGUGACGCCAUGGAGGAGAUUGACUUACAGCAGGCCUCCACCCCUGUCAGACCACAGGCUAAUGGUGUCCUGGAUGAGAAGUCUCACACUCAGGAGCCAUGCUGUUCAGACCUCUUCCUGUUCCCAGAUGAGAGUGGUAAUGUGUCCCAGGAGCCUAGCCCUGCUUAUGCCUCGCCCACUCACCACUUGAUGAGUGACACAGUGACAGGCGUGCCCACUGAAAACGAUGACUUUUGCAUUCUUUUUGCACCAAAAGCAGCUGUCCAGGAGAAGGAAGAGGAGCCAGUGAUAAGGAUCAUGGUUGAUGAUGCAAUUGUGAUAAGAGAUGACUACUUCAGUCUGCCCAUCACAAAGACGGAUAGCAGCAAAGCCCCACUCCACUUUCCCAUCCCUGCCAUUCGCUAUGUUGUUAAAGAGGUCUCUCUGGUGUGGCAUCUUUAUGGAGGCAAGGACUUUGCAACAGCUCCUCCUACUUCUCCAGCUAAGAGUUAUAUUAGUCCCCAUAGCUCACCUUCUCAGACACCUACAAGGCAUGGACGUCAUACAGUCUAUGGGGGCAAAGGAAGGAACCAUGACUUCUUAAUGGAAAUACAAUUAAGCAAGGUGAAGUUUCAGCAUGAAGUCUACCCCCCGUGUAAGCCCGAGUGUGAGUCCAGCCUCUUAGAGCACCCAGUCUCCAGGCAGGUGUUCAUCGUUCAGGAUCUUGAAAUUCGAGAUCGGCUGGCGACAUCACAAAUGAAUAAAUUUUUAUACCUGUAUUGCAGCAAGGACAUGCCUCGUAAAGCUCAUUCCAACAUGUUGACAAUUAAAGCACUGCAUGUACGUCCGGAGUCUGGCAGGUCACCACAGGAGUGCUGCUUGCGAGUGUCCCUGAUGCCGCUUCGCCUCAAUAUUGACCAGGACGCCUUGUUCUUCCUCAAGGAUUUCUUCACAAGUCUUUCUACCGAAGUGGAACUUCUCCUCACUCCAGAUCCAGAAGUUACAAAGUCUCCUGGAGCUGAUGUCACCUGCAGUUUGCCAAGGCAUUUGAGUACCUCAAAGGAACCAAAUCUAGUUGUUUCUUUCCCUGGGCCAAAACAACCUUCCCCAAACCUCAGUGCCAAUUCAGUGGAAGAGGCUAAUGGACUUGAGGAGAAGGACUUCUCAGCUGACGACACUUCAUUUAGUGACCAGCCUGUGUUUUUUAGAGAAUUCAGAUUCACAGCAGAAGUUCCUAUUCGGCUUGACUAUCAUGGCAAACAUGUAUCAAUGGAUCAGGGUACAUUGGCGGGGAUUUUGAUUGGCCUGGCCCAGUUGAAUUGUUCUGAGCUAAAGCUGAAGAGGCUCUUUUAUCGGCAUGGUUUGCUAGGUAUUGACAAAUUGUUCUCAUAUGCAAUCACCGAAUGGCUCAAUGACAUUAAGAAGAACCAGCUACCAGGGAUCCUGGGAGGUGUUGGGCCUAUGCAUUCACUAGUUCAAUUAGUACAAGGCCUGAAGGACUUGGUGUGGCUGCCGAUUGAGCAGUACCGGAAGGAUGGCCGCAUUGUCAGAGGCUUCCAGAGAGGCGCUGCCUCCUUUGGCACUUCAACUGCAAUGGCUGCUCUAGAACUCACAAACAGAAUGGUCCAAACCAUACAGGCAGCCGCAGAGACUGCUUAUGACAUGGUGUCUCCGGGUACCCUUGCCAUUGAGCCCAAGAAGGCAAAGAGAUUUUCUCAUCACCGGUUAGCCCACCAGCCCGUGGACCUGAGGGAAGGUGUGGCCAAGGCCUACAGUGUUGUAAAGGAGGGAAUCACAGACACGGCUCAGACCAUUUAUGAAACAGCUGCUCGAGAGCACGAGAGCAGAGGGGUCACUGGUGCCGUGGGUGAAGUCCUGCGCCAGAUCCCACCGGCAGUGGUCAAACCCCUUAUUGUAGCCACCGAAGCAACAUCUAAUGUGUUAGGUGGUAUGAGAAACCAAAUUAGACCAGAUGUUCGGCAGGACGAAUCACAGAAAUGGCGCCAUGGGGAGGACUGAUGCUUCCAGUGUGUGGAGCUAAGGAGCAGGGGGUCCUAGUGGAAGCUUCGUAGACAACUUGUGUAAUUCAUGUGCUCAUCUCAGGAACAAAAGCAGUUUUUAGUUAAAUAAUUUAAUGUCAAAACAACACACAGCCAAAACCUUGUGACGUUUUAGGGCCUGGCUCUGGCCUGCAGGAGUUUCUGGUGGCUCGUGUCAAGGUCACUAGAGAUUUGCUGCCAUGUUGAAUGCUUGCUUUCAUUAAAGUGACCAUAAUUGUACUUGUUACUGACAAGAUUUCAUUGGGAAUGUCUUUGUAAAUAGUGUUGAGUGCUUAAAAAAUGGAGCACUCUCACAGCACUGGGGAGCAUCCUUACAGUUCUGGGGAGCUGGUUUUUCAACUUACAAUUUCAACACUUCCGAUGCCAGUGAGAGAAGCCACAGGGAAAGCAAGCAGCUAGCCUCCAGUGUCGGGUGGAGCAAGGCCUCACCUCCCCCAGGACUGCCUGCUCUGCUCACCCGGAGAGAGUGAGUGUCACAGACGAAGUCUGCUGUGCUGCACUUUAUCCUCUGCGUGC